Hydractinia symbiolongicarpus is the source of this 1312-nucleotide messenger RNA. Its product is annotated as spermatogenesis-associated protein 7-like. The transcript is spliced from 8 exons. Gene Ontology annotation, cellular component: axoneme; ciliary basal body. Bases 270 to 1295 code for a protein of 341 amino acids. Gene Ontology annotation, biological process: microtubule cytoskeleton organization. NCBI's taxonomy places the organism in Eukaryota, Metazoa, Cnidaria, Hydrozoa, Anthoathecata, Hydractiniidae. The record is from RefSeq and is a predicted model, not a curated record.
GGUACGACUGCUCUUUACUUUAUUUCCUUGGCGAAUGUUUAGUAUCAUAAUAAAAUAGUGUCUGUGCGUAGUUUAUUAUCUUAUAACUUAGCUACUUCUUUGUUUCACUUGUCCUUCUUUGGUGCUGUAUCACAUACGUAUAUGCUUGAUUUUAUUAUUUCAACUUUUGAACACAAAAAUUAUUUAUAUAUAAAUGUAAUUGCAACUUGCCACUAACUGUAUCAUUUUAAAAAUUUAUUUGUUUUUUCUUUUUCCAGAAGUACUAAAAAAUGACAUGUUCAUGUCCAUCUGUCAAAGGCCAUUUAACAAAUAAAAGCACAGCCUUUUCUCCGUCUGGUGCUAAAUAUGGAACUCAGUCUCUUAUUCAUAAUCACAUGAUGGCACAUUAUCAGAAAAUAGACCGUGCAAAGUCUGUAAUUGAUAACAAACCUCCAAAGUCAAUGAAAAAUUUCAUCAAAGCUCACACAAAAACAGUGCAAUUUCAAAAGAACAAAUCUAUGAGUCGUGCCAGCUCACUGAUGCCCCAAUUACUAACAGAGGUGAACUUUGACCAAUCAAGCUUUGAUGUUGAUCGACCACAUACAGCACCGCCUGGCAAUAGGAUGCAAAGUAGUGAAAUAGAAACGUCUCUUAAACCUUUUAAAAAGUUGAACAGUUCAUUAGAAACCUUGUCAUUUAAAGAUCACCUGCGAAAUGAAUCAUCACAGUUACAUUCACUCACAAAUUCAGAUUUUAGUCAAUCUUUUAGUACAAAGAGAUCUACUUCUUAUAGAACCCCGUUGAAAAUGGAACUUUAUAAGUCGGCUACACCACGAUACAAAAUUGAAAUGUAUUCACCUGACUCUGGACCUCCUCAUAUUAAUGGUUCUGUUUUCAAUAUGACAAGACCAAAUUGGAAAAGCACAACAAGUUUAUCUCCUGAAAAAACCCUUAGUCAUAGCAAACAUGACUUAAGUUUUCCUGAAACUCCUUUAAAAUCUAAUUUUGGUGCCAGUUUUGACAAACUAUUGUUAAAAAAAGAUGCUGGUGCACAGAGAGCUCAAUAUGCAGUUCUGCGGACUCAAGAGGAAAUGAUUGCUGAAGAACAAGCAUAUUUAAAAUUUGUUGAGGAAGUAACUAACGAUGUGAUAGCAAGAGGAAUUUUUAGUGAUAGAGUUUUGAACCAAGUUUUUGAAAGUCAUAUUGAACGAAAGAAAAACAGUCUGGACGAGGAACGUAUGAGAUAUCUUAUUGCAGAGUUGAAAGAAGAUUUAAACAUCCAAGAUGAUGGAAUAAAUUUAAACGAAACAAUAUAGUUAUUGUGUUAUCAAAA